Messenger RNA from Conger conger (European conger), 4426 nucleotides. Its product is annotated as GTPase IMAP family member 8-like. Lineage: Eukaryota; Metazoa; Chordata; Actinopteri; Anguilliformes; Congridae. The coding region runs from base 335 to 2452 and encodes 705 amino acids. The record is from RefSeq and is a predicted model, not a curated record. The transcript has 6 exons. Gene Ontology annotation, molecular function: GTP binding.
CAUAUUUGGGGUUGCCGAGUCUCCGUAAACCUGAAUUGAUUGAUUGUGUUUUGUUUGUUUUCAUCUUCGCUUCGUGUGUUUUGACCUUCCGCUUGACUUAUCCCUUGUACCUCUGCAAAUCUGCCUUUUUGGAUUUUUACCUUUGAUUGUUUUUUCACCACUUAUUUUGCUACUCGAGUUGGCUUUGUGUUUAUUGGAAUACCUGGCUUGAUUAUUGGACUGUAAAUAACGACGAUUCUGAUUAUCCCUGGGUCUGCGCUUGGGUCUCUGACCGAUCAGUGCUGCGGAAUCUACAGUCCUGUGAGAAUCUUUCAACCCAAAACAGCUGGAAUAAAUGCACUCAGGAAAAAGAGUGUGCAUGUGGGAGAGAGAUAGAGAGAGAGAGAGUGGAGAAAUGGAUACAGGUGGAUCAUCUGGUCAUGUUGGGGAAACACAACAUCUCUCUGAGCUGAGGAUUGUGUUGGUGGGAGCAGAGGUAUGUGGGAAGAGUUCAGCAGGAAACACUAUCUUGGGCAAACAGGUGUUUGCAUCUGGAAUAACAACUCUAGAGGGUAAGAAGGUGCAGGCUACCAUAGCUGGGAGACAGGUCACUAUGGUGGACACACGUGGCUGGAUCUGUUAUUUUCCUGUUGAAGAUUCUCCAGAACUGCUGAAAGACCAUAUUUUGUGGAGUGUGUCUCUGUGUCCCCCUGGACCCCAUGCUUUCCUGCUGGUCAUAAAUCUGGACUCAUCGUUCCAAGAGGAACACAGGAUAGCAGUGCAGAAACACCUGGAGCUUCUCGGUGAAACAGUGUGGAGACACACUAUACUGCUGUUCACCUUUGGGGACACUUUCAGGGGAAUGACCAUCAAGCAGCACAUUGAAGGACAGGCCCUCCAGAUGCUUAUAGAGAAAUGUGGGAACAGGUACUAUGUUCUCAGCAAUAAGAACAGCAGUGAGGGCUUUCAGGUCUCAGAGCUGCUGGAGAUGAUAGAGAAGAUGGUGGCAGGUAAUGGUGGCUGUCAUUUUCAAAUGGAGAGAGAAAUUCGAAGAGACAUGGAGGAGAAGAGGAGGAUUACAGAAAAACGAGCCAAUCAGAGAGCAAUGAAGGUGUAUGAACACAGAGAGACACUCCGACACCUCCUUAGAGGGGAUGCCACCCGUCCCUCAGAGCUGCGGAUGGUGCUUCUGGGGUGGGUGGCUGGGGGGAAGAGCUCGACAACAAAUACCAUCCUGGGCAGAGAAGAGUUUGGAGUUGGAGUUUGGAAAAGAACUACACAGUGUGAGAAGAAGCAAGGUGAAGUCAAUGGGAGGCAGGUCACUGUGGUCGACACACCCGGCUGGUGGAAGUUUAUCCAGGGUGAGCUCACACCUGAUUCGAUAAAAGAGGAAGCAAUGAAGGGUUUGACACUGUGCCACCCCGGACCCCAUGCAAUUCUGCUGGUUAUUCCAACAGACACAUCAUUUAAAGAAGAACAAAGGAAAAUAAUUCGAGACAACAUGAAGCACCUUGGAGAGAGAGUGUGGGGACACACUCUAGUGCUCUUCACCUGGGGGGAAUACCUAGGAAACAGCUCCAUCGAGCAGCACAUAGAGAGAGAAGGACAGGCCCUCCAGUGGCUUAUAGAGAAAUGUGGGAACAGGUACCAUGUUCUCAGCAAUAAGGAAAGGGGGGAUAAAACCCAAGUCACAGAGCUGCUAGAGAAGAUUGAAGAGCUGGUAGCAGGUAAAAGUAUCUUUCAUCUCAAGACUGAAACACCAAGUGAAGUUAUGGAGGAGAUAGAACAGAAGGACAGAGAGACCAUGGGGGUUCAUCUCAGCACAGAGAAGCAGAAGGUAACAGAGCUGAUGAAAAUUAUUGAUGAACUCUGGGUCAAGAGAGAACAACAUCUGUUUGAGCAACUGGGUUUGGAUUCUAAACAAAGGAAUGAAGUUAGGCAUCCUGCUGAUAUGCUAAAAGUGUUUGAAAAGGAAUGGAGCAGAACAGAAACAGGCUUGAAGCUGAAGACGAUGAUUCCGGAAUGUACCACCACCCACAAUGAGGGAGACAUACUCUGUGGAUCAAAGAUUUUGGAAGUGGGGAGCACUCUUACAGAAGCAGCCAACAAGACACGUGCCCAACAGUGGAUAGAGAGAGAGGAUGCUGCUUUUGAAAAGGAGUGGGGAAGGAGAGAAUGGAUGAUGUUCCAUCACUUUAAAAGGAUGAUGCAGGACACUGUCACACAAUCUGUGAGGGGAGUGGGAAGCAUGUAUGAACCUCCAGACUUGUGUGCAGACACAUCCUCAGAGCCUGACACCUCUCAUGUUGCAAGGGCCUGCAUCAAGGUGUGUGACUGGAUGAGUGAAAAGCAUAAUGGGAAUUCUGCUGCUGCAUCUGGAUAUGAAACAAGUUCUGAAAUUAGCAACACAGAGGCCUCUGGCAUCACAGAAAGAGACAAGGGACUGGAACACUGCGGAACUGCAGAUGCAUAAAACUGACCACUGUAAUAUAGCAUCACUCCUUCUACAACAUCAACACUGAACAGUGUAAUAUAGCAUCACUCCUUAUACCAAAUCAACACUGCACAGUGUAAUAUAGCAUCACUUCUUAUACAACAUUGACACUGAACAGUGUAAUAUAGCAUCACUUCUUAUACAACAUCAACACUGACCACUGCAAUAUAGCAUCACCCCUUAUACCUAAUCAACCCUGCACAGUGUAAUAUAGCAUCACUCCUUAUACCAAAUGAACACUGCACAGUGUAAUAUAGCAUCACUCCUUAUGCCAAAUCAACACUGAACAGUGUAAUAUAGCACCACUCCUUAUACAACAUCAACCAUGAACAGUGUAAUAUAGCACCACUCCUUAUACAACAUCAACACUGACCACUGCAAUAUAGCAUCACUCCUUAUACCAAAUCAACACUGCACAGUGUAAUAUAGCAUCACUCCUUAUGCCAAAUUGACACUGAACAGUGUAAUAUAGCACCACUCCUUAUACAACAUCAACAAUGAACAGUGUAAUAUAGCACCACUCCUUAUACUACAUCAACACUGAACAGUAUAAUAUAGGACUACUCUUUAUUCAAAUUCAACACUGAACACUGUAAUAUAGCCUCACUCCUGAUACCAAAUCAACACUGAACAGUGUAAUAUAGCACCACUCCUUAUACUGCAUCAACACUGCACAGUGUAAUAUAGCACCUCUCUUUUUACUACAAUAGAAUGGACCACUGUAAUGAGGCACCACUCAUUAUACUACAUUAGAGGAGUAACAUGGUGGUUCAAUGUAACACAUCCAGUUGUCUUUAGGAAACAACAAAACAAAUGUUAUACAGUCAUUUAAAAGUUUUUUUUUUUUUUAAGUAUUCUUCUAAGCCUAAAUUUCCCACUAUUAAACUGUCUGGGCAUGGUAAUGAGAAUUAUGAAUUAGCUAUGAUUGACAGACUGUGCUCCCACUUUCCACACAUUGUUGUUUGUUACCAUAGCUGUCUCCAUGAUACACGCUCCAUGAUACAUGGAUUCCAUGUAUCCAUGUUCUCGUAGACAGAGCACAGGAAUCAUUUGAAACUAAAAAGACACAAUGAGGAAAUCACAAAAUAUGAGUGGGAAAAAUGUAUCAAAAUUCAGAUGGUCAAUACAAUACUCAAUGUAAUAUGAAUGGUAAUGGAACGACCUCCCCAUUUCUCUAUGGCUGCCGCUGCAGUGAGAACACAUCUCUUCAGACUGUAUCUCAAACACUACUUCUCUGCAUGAUUACCUCCAAUCUAGUAUCACUCAUGUAUUGCUUGUGUCUUCAUCUUCAAACCCUUUCAUGUUGUAUUUGUAUCUAGCAAUCUAAUUUUGCACUUGUUUCUCCAUCUGGAUGUUGUAGUUCUUUACUAUAAUUAUUGCAAUGAUGCCUUGCAUCCUGUUUAUGACAUGCUAUAACUUUCCUGACUUUCAGGAAUUUUUUUUUUAAUUUACCAUGUGAACUAGACAUGAUGUUCAUGGCUAUGGAUUACUGAUGCUUUAAGUGAAUUGUACAUUAUCUGACCUGUAAUCUGUUGUUCGAUCUUUGAUAUGCACUUAUUCUAUGUGGCUUUAGAUAAAUGGAUCUGCUAAAUGAAUGGAAUAUAAUGAUGUAAUUGGGUGAAUGAGGUUUGACACUCAAUGAUGCAUUACUUUAUUGUUAAUAUCGCUCAUGUCUGCAUAAAAUGCAAUUUUGAGGUGAGCACUUUAUUUCACUGUCUUUGGGAUCACCCCAAAAUAAAUGACUUUUGGUGCAAUUCAUAUUUUUUGUGAUUUAAACAGAUCCCUCUGUGUCCAAUGCUAUGUGUUUUGGUUCUCUUCCCUGUCAAUUGAAAUUUAUCUAGAAUUUCAUUCUUUUCCCCCUUUGCCGUCUUCUAGUAAAACACGCAAUAGCAGCUUUAAUUGGUGAAACCCAGUCACUGUAUUACCACUGGCUAAAGUAAUUGCUUGGCUCUG